Messenger RNA from Phycodurus eques (leafy seadragon), 3061 nucleotides. It is a transcript of the gene fbxl14b, whose product is annotated as F-box and leucine-rich repeat protein 14b. The coding region runs from base 655 to 1857 and encodes 400 amino acids. The record is from RefSeq and is a predicted model, not a curated record. Gene Ontology annotation, cellular component: SCF ubiquitin ligase complex. Gene Ontology annotation, biological process: SCF-dependent proteasomal ubiquitin-dependent protein catabolic process. The transcript has a single exon. NCBI's taxonomy places the organism in Eukaryota, Metazoa, Chordata, Actinopteri, Syngnathiformes, Syngnathidae. Gene Ontology annotation, molecular function: protein binding.
GGCUUGGAGUGCAGGACGCCUCUCGCCUCCUUCGCAACAAUCUGCCUCCGGAGUCUUUUUCUUCGCCUCUCCGCCUCGCUAUGGAACAACUACUCGGAGUCGGUCGUCUCGCUCUGACUUCGACUUUCCGCCUCUGAAAUGCACGAGCGUCUGGAUCCGCGCUCGGCCGAGAGUGGACGCCUUUUUGCGGCCAGAAUACAAGAAGGGAGCGUCGUGUGAGGAAGGGAGGGAGAGAGAGCGAGAGAGAGAGAGAGAGGAAGGUUUGACGCCGUUUCCUCCUCGCCUCCGCCUCCUCCUCCUUCUUCCUUUCGCCCCCUUCUCCUCCUCUUUUUUCUCUUUUUUUUUUGUGGCGGAGGCAGGAAUAAACGCUUUUUGGGCUCUUUUGCCUCGCUUCUGUUCAAUGUGACUGCGCCAGCACACCGGCUCACGUUGUGCUCAAGAGUUGGAUCGAUUGACUUUGAGUGUGAAGGAAGAGCAACAGAAAAGAAAAGUCAGUUUUUUUUUUUUUUUUUUUUUUAAAGGGGGAGUUAGCCGGGACUGUUGCUACUUUUUGUAAUUGAAAGAGAAGAGGUGCUUUUUUCCCCUUUCUUUCUUUUCUUCUCAGCCGCGGGGGUGUGGAGUAUUAAUUUUUAUAUGCCUGGGUUUUGAAAAACAAUGGAGACGCACAUUUCGUGCCUCUUCCCGGAAAUUUUGGCCAUGAUUUUCAGCUAUCUGGACGUGAGGGACAAAGGCAGGGUGGCCCAAGUGUGCCUGGCUUGGAGGGACGCAUCCUACCACAAGUCAGUGUGGAGGGGUGUGGAGGCCAAGCUGCACCUCCGGCGGGCCAAUCCCUCGCUCUUCCCCAGCCUCCAGGCCAGGGGCAUCCGGAGGGUCCAGAUCCUGUCCUUGCGCCGCAGCCUGAGCUACGUGAUCCAGGGGAUGCCCAACAUCGAGUCCCUCAACCUCUCGGGCUGCUACAACCUCACAGACAACGGGCUGGGCCACGCGUUCGUGCAGGAGAUCCCGUCGCUGAGGGUGUUGAACCUGAGUCUGUGCAAGCAGAUCACCGACUCCAGCCUCGGCCGGAUCGCCCAGUACCUGAAGAACCUGGAGGUUCUGGAGCUGGGCGGCUGCAGCAACAUCACCAACACGGGACUGCUGCUCAUCGCGUGGGGCCUCCACCGCCUCAAGAGUCUCAACCUGAGGUCCUGCCGUCACGUUUCGGACGUGGGCAUCGGGCACUUGGCCGGCAUGACCCGCAGCGCCGCCGAGGGCUGCCUGAGCCUCGAGUACCUGACCCUCCAGGACUGCCAGAAACUGACGGACCUGUCCCUCAAGCACAUCUCCAAGGGGCUCACCAAGCUGCGGGUGCUCAACCUGAGCUUCUGCGGCGGCAUCUCGGACGCCGGUAUGAUCCACCUCUCGCACAUGACCUCCCUGUGGAGCCUCAACCUGCGCUCCUGCGACAACAUCAGCGACACGGGCGCCAUGCACCUGGCCAUGGGCACCCUGCGCCUCUCGGGCUUGGACGUGUCCUUCUGCGACAAGAUCGGCGACCAGACGCUGGCGUACAUCGCCCAGGGGCUGUACCAGCUCAAGUCGCUGUCGCUGUGCUCGUGCCACAUCUCGGACGACGGCAUCAACCGCAUGGUGCGGCAGAUGCACGAGCUGCGGACGCUCAACAUCGGCCAGUGCGUGCGCAUCACCGACAAGGGACUGGAGCUCAUUGCCGACCACCUGACCCAGCUGGCGGGCAUCGACCUGUAUGGAUGUACCAAGAUCACCAAGAGGGGGCUGGAGAGGAUCACGCAGCUGCCCUGCCUUAAAGUGCUCAACCUGGGACUCUGGCAGAUGACAGAGAGUGAGAAAGUCAGGUGAUUGGAGUUGGAGGACAGAGUGGUCAUUUGGGAGUGGGGGUGGGGGGGCUUCACCUGCACCCCCCCCCCCCCCCCCCCUACACACGCACACACACACACACACACACACACUGUCAGCAAAAGUUCACAAAUCCAUAAUAUUGAGUUUUAAUAUUGCAGAUGCAAUUUCAUACAUCGCCCCAAACUGCGCCAUUAAGCCCCCCCCCUACCCACCACCCCCACCACCCCAGUCCCGCCACAGUCUGAAGAAAAAAAACAUUCGGCUACCUCGUAUGUGCUUUUCCAAAAAGAAAGAAGGAAAGCCAGAAAAUGGGAGAAAAUGUGCCUCGAGGGACCGUGUGUGUGUGUGUGUGUGUGUGCGCGCGUGUGUGUGUGUGUCGCCCCCUCCCCCAUCGUCCCCUCCACGAGCAGAAAAAAAUCCAACUACCUUUUUGUUUAUUUCCCCUCGCAACUAUUUCACCACCGACGAUUGAUUUUCAAUCCUAUGAUCAUCCAACUGAUGCAUUAUGCAAACGCACUUGAUGUGUGCGAUUUGUUCCCCCCCCCCCCCCCCCCGCCCUCAAAUCAAAACAUGGCGAAAGUUGCCAAAACAUGAAGCUUCAAGUAUUUCGGUCAAAAGGUGGAGGCGCGGGGGACAAAUGUCAGUCAAUGUUGCUUCAAAUUGAAGUGAUUUAGAUAUUGUUUUACCCUAUUUUCUCGAUUGAAAUGAAUCAGGGUUCCAUGUUCUUUUUUUGUGUGUGUGUAAGGAGGGAUGUUCUCUCUCUCUCUCUCUCUCUCUCUCUCUCUCUCUCUCUCUCUCCUCAUUCUCUCCAUCCCUCCCCCGGAUAAAAAUACCCCGAGCCCAUUCGGAGACAUGCUUGGAAUAAGGAGCAAUCGAUUAUUUUUCUUGCUCUCUCCACUUCUCGAGUUGCAAGCUCGGGCCACAUCUCUCUCUCUCUCUCUCUCUGUCGCACUCGUAAUGUGUGUGCGUUUGUGCGUCUGUGUGUGUGUGUGCAUUUCUUUUGAUGUAAUGCAAUGACCUGCUCGAUACAUGAACAUGCGGAUGUGCGUCCUGCUGAAACAGCUGAAGAAGAAGAAGAGAGGAAAAAAAGAUGUACUGUAUAUUAUGUUUGUAAAGAUGUUAAAAAAAAAGAGAACAUGCAGAAUCCCAAACUUAAAAUUGUUUUAUAUUCUUACAAGUAAAAACAAUUAAAGAUAUUUAUAUA